GUCAUUUCAACAAAUUUCCCGGCACAGAACACUACUCUGAAAUCUGGAUAAGCAUUUUCUUCGUAGUUUGGAUACUCUAGAAAACUCUUCACCCCGGUUCCCAGCACCAAUGGAAGUUCUGGGACUUCCUUCCCUUAACACACUUUCCCCUCAUUUUCAUAAGCAAAGAAUAUCUCAACUUUCCUCCAAAACAACACUAUGCCAAAGGACUUGGGAACUAUCUUCAUCUUCCUCCUCUCUGCAACUCACAACAUCUUAUAGAACCCACCAUUUUAGGAGGGUUGUGAUUCGAAUGGAAGCUGAAAAUGAAGAUUACGAGUUGAAACAAGUGAAGGAUAUGGCUGCUGCCAGGAAGAGAUGGGAAGCUUUGGUACGAGAUGGAAAGGUUAAAAUUUUGACACCAAAAGAAGCUGGGUAUGCAAUUCAACUCUCUAACAAAACCUUACUCGAUGUUCGUCCUUCUACCGAACGCCAAAGGGCUUGGGUAAAAGGCUCCACUUGGAUUCCCAUAUUUGAAGUCGAUAACAGUGCAGAUCCUGGGACAGUUUCCAGGAAGGUGACAAGUUUUGUGAUGGGUGGCUGGUGGAGUGGUGUGCCUACAUUGUCUUAUGAUACCCAGUUCUUGUCAAAAGUCAUGGAGAAAUUCCCAAAAGAUACUGAUCUUAUAGUGGCAUGUCAAAAAGGAUUGAGAUCUCUUGCUGCUUGUGAAUUGCUGUACAAUGCUGGAUAUACAAACCUUUUCUGGGUUCAAGGGGGUCUGGAGGCUGCCGAAGACGAGGAUCUUGUCAUAGAAGGACCACAGCCACUUAAAUUUGCUGGAAUCGGUGGGAUGUCAGAAUUUCUUGGUUGGACCGAUCAACAAAGAGUUGUAGCUGCCAAAUCGGGUUGGGGUUACCGACUAUUAUUCUCUGCUCGUCUGGUUGGAGUCUUUCUGAUUGCUGAUGCCUUGUUUAUUGGUGCUCAGCGUUUAGGUAUCUAUAUCCAGGAUUUAAGAUCACAUUGAUGUUUACUAGAUGCAUCAUGUAUGCGAGUAUUUUCAUUUAAGGAAAACAUUGCGCGGUAGCAGAUGACAGGAAUCACAUUUUUCUGAGCUUGAUAAGUCAAUUUUGGUUGGUAGGAUUAUUGUCACUAAGUUAAAGAUGUUUGACUGUAAAUCAGUCAGUGUUAACUUUUCCUGCUUGCCCUGCCAAGAUUUCUACCAUGUGCUGUUGAAAUUAGUAUUUGAUUAAACUAGAUGUCUCUUGUAAUUAGUGAAGUAUUUCUUUAGCCUACAUAUUUUCUUCAGAGUUAGGUGUAGGUAAUCUAAACGUGCAUGUAUUGCAUUCCUCUUUUUUAUAUUUCAUUUUCUACUUAUUUGGAUUCA
Humulus lupulus (European hop) is the source of this 1363-nucleotide messenger RNA. RefSeq names its product rhodanese-like domain-containing protein 11, chloroplastic. The record is from RefSeq and is a predicted model, not a curated record. The transcript has 10 exons. Bases 110 to 1003 code for a protein of 297 amino acids. Lineage: Eukaryota; Viridiplantae; Streptophyta; Magnoliopsida; Rosales; Cannabaceae.